Lucilia cuprina (Australian sheep blowfly) is the source of this 3553-nucleotide messenger RNA. RefSeq names its product sodium-dependent neutral amino acid transporter B(0)AT3. Gene Ontology annotation, biological process: sodium ion transmembrane transport. The coding region runs from base 506 to 2539 and encodes 677 amino acids. The transcript has 11 exons. Lineage: Eukaryota; Metazoa; Arthropoda; Insecta; Diptera; Calliphoridae. The record is from RefSeq and is a predicted model, not a curated record. Gene Ontology annotation, cellular component: membrane.
CAGUUUAUAACGGAAAGUUCUAAGCGCCGGUAGUCUACAAAAUAAUGAACGCAGUGUUUCAAUUGUAAAAUAAUUUUGAAAAAAAAAAAACAACAAAAACAUAAUAAAGAAAAAAAAUUGAAAUAUUAAUAAAACAUUUGUUUAAUAAUAUUAAAUAUAUUUACAUGCAAAAAAGGGUUUAAAAAAUAUAUGUGAACAAAUUAAAGUUAGUGUUUUUUUUUCGCUGGAUGGAGUAUUAAAGAAAGAAAACUUAAGAAAAAAAUAUAAUCAACAUUUUUACGAGUACACCUCGUCAUCUAUAAUCAACCAACUUUAUAUGGGAGCAAAACUACCCUUACAACGACUGGAAAAAAUUAUUGGCCAACUAGUAAAUUUCCCAAAAUACUCAUACACUUAAUUGCGAACGAGUGUGUUCAAUCAAAUAGACUUUUUGUGAUUUGUUACACAAAACAAUUAAGAACAAAAAAAUACUCUCAUCUGGAUUGGUGUUUCCUUGUAUUUGUUGAUGGCUGCUACUAAAAUUAUUGAUGCGCCUCGCAAUGGCCAUGAAAUGGCGCCGUUGAAUACCCGAGCACGCGGAGAUGGUACACAUGGUGUAACAAUUGUUUUGACUGCUCCCCAAAGAAAUUCCGUUAGUUCUGUGGAGAUACCGGGAGAACCGGAACGUGCAGCAUGGUCUGGCAAAAUGCAAUUUUUCCUCAGUAUUAUUGGUUACUCAGUUGGUUUGGGUAAUAUUUGGCGGUUUCCCUACUUAUGUCAACAGAAUGGUGGAGGUGCAUUUCUAAUACCCUUCAUGGUAAUGUUGGUGCUGGAAGGCAUACCACUGUUUCUCAUUGAACUGGGCAUGGGACAGCGCAUGCGUCUGGGUGCGCUGGGUGUUUGGAAUACCAUACAUCCCUGGCUGGGUGGUAUUGGUAUCUCGUCAUGUAUAGUGACGUUGUUUGUGGCCCUCUACUAUAAUGUGAUUAUAACGUGGGUGUUCUUCUAUUUGUUUAAUAGUUUUCGGUAUCCUUUGCCUUGGGCUUCAUGUCCUAACAAUGGCACAGAAGGUUUUAUAGUUGAGGAAUGUGCGCGUUCUUCAGAAACCACUUACUUUUGGUAUCGCACAACAUUGGAUGCUGCUCCCUCCAUGGAUGAGUCAGGCGGUCUUAAAUGGUGGAUCGUGCUCUGUUUGUUGCUUUCCUGGACAAUUGUCUUCUUCAUUGUUAUGAAGGGUAUUCAGAGUUCGGGUAAAGUGGUGUAUUUUACUUCACUCUUUCCCUACAUUGUCCUGACAAUCUUCUUUAUUCGUGGCAUAACUUUACGUGGCGCCAGUGCGGGUCUCAUGCACAUGUACACGCCGAAAGUUGAGAAACUAGCGGAUCCCACGGUUUGGCUGGAUGCCGCGACACAAGUAUUUUAUUCAUUCGGUUUAGCCUUUGGCUCCUUGAUUGCCUUUGGCAGCUACAAUACGCCCAAGAACAAUUGCGUCCGUGAUGUUUUAUUAGUGUCCGUUUGUAAUGCCAUUACCGCCAUUUACGCCAGUGUUGUCAUUUUUGCCAUUUUGGGCUUUAAGGCUACCGUCAAUAUGGAUCGUUGUAUUGAAGUAAAUAAAGACAUUUUAUUUAAGCAUGAUAUGUUGCCUUCCAAUAAUGUCACCGAGGAAAUCUAUGAAGCAGCCAUGGCCAAGGUGAACAUGAAUCAAACUAAAGAAUGGGAACUUGGAGAAUGCAGUUUAUCGCAUGAAUUGGAUAAUGCUGCCGAGGGUACUGGUUUGGCCUUUAUAGUUUUCACACAGGCCAUUGUAGAAUUGCCGGGUGCACCAUUCUGGGCUGUUCUCUUCUUUACGAUGUUGUUGAGUCUGGGCUUGGGUUCACAGAUUGGCAUACUUGAGGGCAUGCUGUGCACACUGUUUGACAUCGACAUCAUUAAGCGGGUUAAGAAACAACAUGUUACUGGAGUGGUGUGUUUUUUCUGCUUCAUUGUCGGUUUCAUCUUCUGUACAGGUGCUGGCGAGUAUUGGCUGAAGAUGUUUGACUCCUUUGCCGGUACAAUUGGUCUGGUAGUGAUUGCGCUUAUGGAAAUGAUUGCCGUCGUUUAUAUCUAUGGUCAUGAAAGAUUUACUGAAGACAUUUAUCAAAUGACUGGAUAUCGACCUGGCAUCUACUGGCAAUUGACUUGGCGUUACUUUGGACCUCUUAUCAUGGUGGCUAUUCUUGUCUCCUCUGUGGUGUUUAUGAUUAUUAAGAAUCCCACUUAUGGUGCCUGGAAUGAGGACUUGGGCGCGGUUGAAUCUAAGAGCUAUCCACCAUGGGUUAUGGGCAUAGCUUUGUCUAUGAUUUUAGCUGGCGUUUUACCAAUGCCAAUAGUGUUCCUAAUGCGUAGCUUCCAAUGUCUCAAGGUUGAUUUGGAUAUUCAUCAAGGUUCGAUUCGAAGAAAUGAAACAACCGCCUCUACUAAGGAAAUGAUUGAUAACGAUGAUGAUAUUGUGAGUCCGGAUAUGCCACCACAAGAUUCAUUAGCGGCGACACGUUUUACAAUUGGAGACUUUGAAAACUAAAUUUAAAAAUAUAAUUAUAAUAUAAAAAAAUAAAUUUAAAUAAACGACGACAACAACAACAAAAAAACAACACUAUCCAAACGCUUAAAGAAAUAAAAACGUCUACACCACAUCAAAUCUAACGAACAGCAUAAAUGGAUGAUAUUAAUUUUGCUGAAAUAAAAAAAAGGAUCUAAAAUGUUUUCACAAUUAAAAGCAAAUUAAACAAUAACGGUUACCUCCUAAUUGAAAACAAAUAUUUAAAAAAAUAAACCACUAUAACAACACACAAAUCAUAAAAACAUUACAAAAUUUUUCCAAAAUUGAAAAAAAAAAAACUUAACUCAUCUUUAACACCUGCAAAACACACACGUAAACAAACAAACGCUCGCUCAUUUGAUUUUGUUCAUCAAAGGAUUUUAACAUAUACAUACACUGAGAAAAUUUAAUUCUUAGAGAGAAUAAAAGUGCUUUUUAAAUAAACAUCAACUAAAUUUAUAUGAAUAGAAAACGAUUAAAAAUUUAAAUAAAAAAAAUAUAUAAAUUUAUAUUAAAGCAAUUAAUUAAUUAAAUUGAAAACUGCAAAUUAAAUACAUUAAAUUAUAUGUAUUAAUCUUAUGGAAAGUAUGAGAGAAGAGCGCCUUCUUAAUGAUUUAUAAAAAAAUAUUUAAUAAAAACAAUUAACAACUUUAAUCGAAAGAAAAAUAUUAUAAAAUUAUAAACUUAUUGUGUAAAAACCAACAACUACUUACAAAUGAAAACUAAAAAACUAUUUUACAACUAGAAAAUAUUUUAGCCACAGCAAUUAUUUACAACAUUUAACAACAACAAAAAAUUAAUUAAUUAUUUACUACGAAUUGAUGACUUCGAUUAGAAAAUGAAAACGAUUUUUACUUAAAGUAAAUAUUUCAGAAAAACAGAAAAUUAUACAGAAAUUAAUUGAAAGUAACAUUUAACUGAAAAUGCAAUAAACAAAUAUAAACGAAAGUAUGUAGUUUUAAAGUUAAAUUAAAUCAUAAUUAAUUAUUAUUAUUU